AUGACGGAGGCGGCGAUGACGGAGGCGAUGAUGACGGAGGCGGUACUGGUGGCGUCGAUGGAGGCGGUGCUGACGGAGGCGGCGCUGACGGUGGCGGCGCUGACGGAGGCGGCGCUGACGGCGGCGGCGCUGACGGCGGCGGCGCUGACGGUGAUGGCAGGCGAGAGCGGCGGCAUGCCGGAAGGCGGCGGCGGCGAGGGUGGAGGCGAGGGCGGCGGCGAGGGUGAAGGCGAGGGCGGCGGCGGCGUGGGCGGGGGCGUUGGCGGCGGCGACGAGGGCGGCGGCGGCGUGGGCGGGGGCGUUGGCGGCGGCGACGAGGGCGGCUGCAGCGGCGGCGGUGGGGAGGGAGGGGGCGAGGGUGGCGGCGGCGAGGGCGGGGGCGCGGGCGGCGGCGGUGCUGGCGGCAUCGACGGAGGCGGCGACGAUGGAGGCGGCGCUGACGGAGGCGGCUUCGACGGUGGCGGUGCUGACGGCGGCGGCGCUGACGGCGGCGGCGCUGACGGUGAUGGCAGUGCGGGCGGCGGCGAGGAAGGCGGCGAUGACGGUGGUGGUGACAGCGGCGGGGUGACGGGAGGCGAGGGCGAGAGCGGCGGCAUGCCGGAAGGCGGCGGCGGCGAGGGCGGAGGCGAGGGCGGAGGCGAGGGCGGAGGCGAGGCGGCGGCGGCGAGGGUGGAGGCGAGGGCGGAGGCGAGGGCGGAGGCGGCGAGGGCGGGGGCGCGGGCGGCAGCGGUGCUGGCAGCGUCGAUGGAGGCGGUGCUGGCGGCGUCGGCGGAGGUGGCGUCGAUGGAGGCGGUGCUGACGGUGGUGGCGUCGUCGGUGGCGGUGAUGACGGAGGCGGCGAUGACGGCGGCCGUGCUGACGGCAGCGGCAGUGCGGGCGGCGGCGAGGAAGGCGGCGAUGACGGUGGUGGCGACAGCGGCGGGGUGA
Messenger RNA from Emiliania huxleyi CCMP1516, 927 nucleotides. RefSeq lists its product as hypothetical. The transcript is spliced from 3 exons. The record is from RefSeq and is a predicted model, not a curated record. Lineage: Eukaryota; Haptophyta; Isochrysidales; Noelaerhabdaceae. The coding region runs from base 1 to 927 and encodes 308 amino acids.